AGGGGGUCGGGGCAGGUCGGUGUGGAGAUGAAGCUCAAACAGCGCAUGGUGGUGCUGUGUGCCGUGCUCCUCCUGCUGGGCCUGGCCAAGAUCUUCCUGCUGGAUGGAGGCGAGGGCUCUGCAGCCAGCCGACGGGAUCUCAGAGCGUUUCGCAAGAUGGAAGCUGGCCUUUCUCUGUCCCGGGGAGCUCGCCUCACCCACACCCUCCAGUCUCCGUGGGAGAUAGCGAGCCAGUGGGUCGGGCCGAGAGAAGUGUACCCUGAGGAGACCCCGGAGCUGGCUGCUGUGCUCACCUCCCUCAGCACUGCCAGGAUAGAGCGGGCGGAUGUCGGCUAUAAGGGCACGCAGCUCAAAGCCCUGCUGGUGCUGGACGGGGGACAGAAAGUGGUCUUCAAACCCAAAAGAUAUAACAGAGACUACGUGGUCGAAGGCGAGCCGUACGCGGGCUAUGAUAGACACAAUGCAGAGGUGGCUGCUUUUCACCUGGACAGGAUCCUGGGUUUCAGGAGAGCGCCUCUCGUGGUCGGGAGAUACGUCAACUUGCGAACGGAGAUCAAACCUGUGGCCACAGACCAGCUUCUGAGCACCUUCCUCAUGCAGGGUAAUAAUACAUGUUUCUAUGGAAAGUGUUAUUACUGUCGGGAGAGCGAGCCAGCGUGUGCGGAGGGAGAGAUCAUGGAGGGAUCGUUAACCCUUUGGCUUCCAGACGUCUGGCCGUUGCAGAAACACCGACACCCCUGGGGACGCACAUACAGAGAGGGAAAACUGGCCAGGUGGGAGUAUGAUGAGAGUUACUGCGAGGCGGUGAAGAAAAUGCCUCCAUACGAUGCAGGACCGAGGCUGCUCGACGUCAUCGACACGGCCAUAUUUGAUUAUCUCAUUGGGAACGCUGAUCGUCAUCACUAUGAGAGUUUCCAGGAUGACGGCGGCGCCAGCAUGCUCAUCCUUCUCGACAACGCAAAGAGCUUUGGGAACGCAGCUCUGGAUGAGCGAAGUAUCCUCGCACCUCUCUAUCAGUGCUGCAUGGUUCGUGUGUCCACGUGGAACAGGUUAAACCUGCUGCGAAAUGGAGCUUUGAGUUCAGCGAUGCGGCAGGCUCUGGCGUUCGACCCCAUCCACCCGGUCCUGGCUGAGCCACACCUCGCAGCCCUGGACAGGCGUCUAUCUGGAAUCAUAGCAACUGUCAAACAGUGUAUGGAAGCACAGGGCCCCGACAACACUCUGAUAGAGGACCGAAUGAACCUCCCACACCCUUAGAGACAAAGGACAGGAGAAAUCAGCAGGAAAGGAGCAGCCAGGACUGAAUUCAGGAGCCCGGAGAAGAGGAGCCGGUCCUGGUGUUAAAGAGAUGCAGAGUGAGUAAGUGGAUUGACGGGGUGGAACAACGACUGUGAAUUUCUUCCUCUCUGGUUCUUUUUCUUCUUUGUCACUCUGAUGAGGCGGGGGUGGUGGAUUCAAAGUGGUGCCAUCUUCGACCACAGAAAACUUUUUUUCUCAGGACUGUUGUACACUAUAGGACGGUAUCUACUGUAAGAACCUCUCUCUCUACUACUCCUGGUUGUGACGACGCUCCGAACUUGUGCCAAAUUCUCCCUCCCAGUCCAGCUUUUCCUCGAGACUUGACCAAGGAGAAAAGAUGGAGCUCGGAGGGACGUAGACACUCGAGGGGGCAGGAGGGACGGUGAAAAUGAGCCACCAAUGUCUCGAUGAAAAACACUGUACAGCCGUGUUUUAGGCUGUUUGGAGCUUACGAUCCUGUUUAACAGGAAAUUAAAUCAAUUUUAGAAUUGAAGGGGGUUUUUUUUUUCUCGAACAGAAAUUGAAAUUUUAUUUGAGGGAAAAGAGAAUUAACUCGGCCGCCCUUCCUUAAUUAUUGUGUACAUAUUUAACUAAGUAGUGACA
Molecule: messenger RNA, 1902 nt
Organism: Plectropomus leopardus (leopard coralgrouper)
Lineage: Eukaryota; Metazoa; Chordata; Actinopteri; Perciformes; Serranidae
Source: RefSeq, a predicted model, not a curated record